Molecule: messenger RNA, 886 nt
Organism: Vitrella brassicaformis
Lineage: Eukaryota; Vitrellaceae
Source: the annotation of a GenBank genome assembly
CCCUCACGCACCCACCCUCCAGGGCUGGCUGACUGACUGACUGACGCAGGCCUCUGCACCCGCCAAUCUGUCAAUGUGCAGAGGUCGAUCACGGUCUGACCUGUCAUCAUCAAAAAAGGUUUGCAAUCAGCACGCAUGCAGACCAAAUCUUGCGUGCCCUCUCUGCGUUGAAUGGGUGUGUGUGUACAUUCGCGCAGACAGAAAUGGAAAUAUAAACCCGCACACCCACCACACCACACCAUGGAUACAAAGACCUGACUCACCUGACUCAGUCAGUCCAAUUCUCCGCGCGAACAUUGGCGAGACCGAGGUACUCGCCGAACUCCUUGCUUUACAUGGUACAUGCUGUAAUCGCCGCUUUGACGGACACGAUGAUGCCCCCGACGCACAGAACCACUCGAUACCUGAACUCACACAGAUUGAUGUUGAGCUUCGCGCCAUCCCUCCACCUGUCUGUCACUCACCCCGUGGGGUCCGUCUUGUUGUCUGGUGUAGUGGGCGGCAGGACGGCCGACUCACCAGACCGAACACCCAGGCCUUCUUGCCUUGACCGAAUGACGACACGAGAGGACUGCCACCCACAGGACGCACCCAUGACACAACACACCCAUCUGCACACCCGGCCACUUACCCGCCCUCAAGCUGCUUGAUGAGGUCGAGCAGUAUGGCCAUCUUGGUGUCUCUGUUGCGCAGCACCGCACGGAUGAGCUCGGCCUCCCCGUCCCACAGCAGCGCCUCGAGGACUUCUUUAUUGCCCAUCCCAUGCGGGGCAAGACGCUCCGCUCCCAGUGCAAGAUGGGGCGCCUGCGCGACACGUGGCUGGUGAUGGCAAAGAAGCCCACCAUCUGCUUGGCUCCCUUGAGCGGGUCGGCAUGCAGGUCGUCGG